CAGUGCUGCUUCAUUUCCGGUAUCUCUUCCGGUGUAGUGUUUCUGUUCGUCAGAGUCAGCGGGUAACUUUACUGAUAGAAUGGAAGCUAACUUCGUGUUUCACUCAGAAACUAAGACCAUCAUGGAGACAGUCUUACAGACAGCUGUCCAUGUUUAUAAAAGGUCAGAGGAAAACCGGAUAAAACCGCCCGACCGAGGAGGGAAGCCGGCUUUAUCACACACUUUGGAGAUGCUGGCAUGUGAGGCAACGAGAAAAAUCGACGCCAUUUUCCUCCAACUGUCCUCGAAGCUGCAGAAUGAAAACACGACGCUGAAGGUGGAAGUGAGGCGUCUGGAGAGCGAGAUGAAGAGCGUGAGCGGAGACUUAGAGAACGCGAGAAUGUGGAGAGAAAACGUCCUGAACGGCUGCCCGGUGCUGUUCGAGCAGAGCGGCCUGGUCUACACCCUGAAGCCUUUUGGGAAGUUAAAACCGAAGACAGGGGAGCUGACGGAGGGAGGCGCGGAGCUGUCACCUGCUGUGAGCGGACAUGAAGAAGCUGAUGAUGGAGAGACAACAGAGGAGGUGAACUCUGAAGCUGUGACGUCAACAAGACCACAAGGAGAGAUUUUAGAAAGCACCACCACAAACAUGGAGGAGUCUAAGAGCACACAGAAACCAGAGGUGAAGAGGAAAGGGAAGGAGUUUGUUUGUGACGUCUGCAACAAGAGCUUCAACCGGCACUUCCAUUUGAUGAAGCACCUGAACACUCACAAAGAUCAGAGACCCUUCUCCUGCAAUCAGUGCCCCAGGAGAUUCAGGAACACGGCCACCUACGAGCACCACCUGCUGCGGCACGAGGAGAAGAAGCACGCCGCCUUCAAGUGCCCGCUCUGUGAGAAGACGUUCAAAACCAAAAUGCACCUGAAGACUCAUCAGCUGGUUCACACAGACACGAGGCCGUUCACCUGCUCCACCUGCGGGAAGAGCUUCAAGACCAAACACAACCUGCAGGCUCAUCAGAUCGUUCACUCCGUGGAGAAGCCGCACAAGUGCUCCGAGUGUGGCGAGAGCUUCAGGUACGCCAUCACGCUGCAGUGUCACAGAAGCGUCCACACAGGGGAGCAUCCGUACAAGUGUGCGGUGUGCGGCAAAGCGUUUGUGAAGAGGAGAUCGCUCCGCACGCAUCAGUCUGUCCACACGGGGAAGGUCUUCACAUGUGAGACGUGUGGAGCCGGAUUCACUCUGCAGCACAACCUGAAGAGACACAUCCGUAUCCACACGGGGGAGAAACCCUUCAAAUGUAAAGUCUGUGGGAAGAGUUUCAUUCAGGACAACAAGCUGAAAGCUCACAUGCUGCUCCAUGGAGCCGAGAAGUCCUUCAUGUGUGACCUGUGUGGGAAAACCUUCCUGUAUAACUGUCAGCUGCAGAAACACCAGAGAGUAACCCACGAUGAAACACGAGGGCAGAUCACUACGAGGAGAGUUCAGGGACGACACAACCGCAGAGUCAUCUACCGCCGGGACAGGACCACCGUGGACGUGACGCCGUUCAGCUGCAAGACCUGCCACAAGGGCUUCGACACCAGCGGCGCCCUGAAGAGACACGAGGUCAUCCACACGGGGCAGAUGCAGCACAAGUGCGACAUCUGUGGGAAGUCGUUUUUCUACAAAGCCACGUUUGAGUACCAUCAACGGAUCCACUCCGGAGAACGCCCGUUCGGAUGUGACGUGUGCGGGAAGAGGUUCAUCAUCCCGCAGGCUCUCAAGUCCCACAAACUGAAGCACUCCGGGGAGAAACCACAUAAAUGUGAGCAGUGCGGCAAGGCCUUCAGGAUCUACACAAACUACCUGAGACACUUACGCAUCCACACGGGGGAGAAGCCCUACGAGUGUGAGGUGUGUGGGGUGAGGUUCAGGCAGCUCGGACACGUCAAGUUUCACAUGCAGGUGCACACGGGAGAGAGACUUUACUACUGCAGCAGCUGUGGGCUCGGGUUCUCAGACUCUAGGCUGCAGAAGAAACACAAAUGCAGUGAGAAGUAUCAGAAAGUACACGAAAACACUGUCAGUACUUUAAAGAUGUCGGACCCGGAGCCGGAGGUCGGCGCCAUCUUGGAAAUCAUGGUGAACGCGACCGUUACAGAAAUGAGCAAAGUCCUCGGAUCCUCUGAUUUAACUGAAGAAUCUCCAGUUUACUGUGGAGAUGAAAACACAGGAGAGGAACCUGAUGAGAAGGUGAUCCAGUUCAGCAUCUUCAUGGCGUCUCUGGCUCGAGAAGCCGUGGAGAAGAUCUGCCAGCUGUUUCGGGACACUUCUUGUCUGCUGCGAGUAGAAGUGACGCAGGGUGUUGCAGAGAUUAAGGACCUGAAGAGGAGGCUGGAGCUGGCAGAGAAGGAGCUGAAGCUGGUGCUGGAGGGCAGCGGAGGACAAGAGGAGGUGGAGGAGCUGACGGAGGACAGGAGGGCUCCUGUGAAACAUGUGAAGAGCCAGCGAGCGGGGAGGAAGGGUCGCAGAGUUGGUGCUUCUCGUGAUUCUGGAGUGAAUCCUAGAUCACCCAUAAUUCUGUGGCAAGGCCGAACCUACGAGGAAAGCAUCCAGCCUGUCAUUAUAAAGGAGGAGGGAUUGGAGGCGUUGGUCGAUCAGGUGUCGUCUGAUUCUGGUCAGUACAGAGUUGACCUGGUCCAGGACGAUGAUGACGACCCGGACUACAAUCUGGAACCAGAAGACACAGACCCAGGAUUCACUUCUAGACCCAAGCGUGUCGUAAAGCCCCGGUCCAGUCGAGGUCCGGCAAAGAAGGACGAUGAGAACCAGGACGAGCCGCCUCUGAGCCGGAAACACUGCAGCAAAACUUUCACCAAGCUGCAGCAGCUCAAAGCUCACGUGCCUGAAGACGGGGAAAACACAGAGAAGCCUUUCCACUGCUCUCAGUGUGGAAAAGGAUUCUCGUUCCAGAGAAGCCUCAGUGCUCACAUGCUGCUCCACACAGGUGAGAGACCACACACCUGUGACAUCUGUGGGAAAGGUUUCACCCUGAAGCAGCUCCUGAAGAAUCACCAACGUGUUCACACUGACGUCCGGCCGUUCCGCUGUGAUCACUGUGGAAAGAGCUUCUACCGAGCUCACGGCCUGAAGAUGCACCAGAUGGUCCACACGGGGGAGCGGGCCUACAACUGCCAGUUCUGCGACAAGAGCUUCACAAUCCCAGGUAACCUGCAGCGUCACCUGCGCAUACACACGGGGGAGAAGCCGUACAAGUGUGAGACUUGUGGCAAACAGUUUAACCAGGCAGACACUCUGAAAGGUCAUCAGCGGACUCACACCGGCGAGCGUCCCUUCAGCUGCGAGACGUGUGGAAAAUCUUUCAUCCAGAAGAGCGCCUUGAAAAUGCACCAGAAGACCUCUCACACCGGGGAGAACGUGCUGGCGUGCGUGGCGUGCAGCGCUGUGGUGGCCUGCGUGGACUCGCUGCGCAAACAUCUCCAGACACACGCGGCGACUAUUCCGUGUACGUGUGUUCUCUGCGGUCAGCGGCUCAGCUCCAUCACGGACCUGCGCUCGCAUCAGCAGCACCACACGGUGGUCCGGCCUCACAGCUGCAGCCUCUGCUGGAAGAGCUUCAAGUCGUCCAGUUACCUGAAGAUCCACCUGAAGACGCACAGCGGGGAGAGACCCUUCUCCUGCAAGAUCUGCGGUCGCAUGUUCACACAGCAGAGCAGCCUCAAAUCCCAUAAGGUGGUCCACACAGGAGAGAAACCUUUCAGCUGCGACACGUGUGGGAAAUGUUUCGGCAACACGGGGAACCUGAACAGACACCAGCGCAUCCACACCGGGGAGAAACCGUUCAGCUGCCACAUAUGUGGACGCAGCUUCAACCAGGGAAACAGCCUGAAAGCUCACCAGCAGAUCCACACGGGGGAGAAACAGUACAUGUGUGACAAGUGUGGGAAGAGUUUCUCUUACCUGAGGAACCUGAAGGAUCACAAGUGUUUCUACGUCUGAGACUGUGAGGAGACGUUACAGCGGGUGACUCACUAACCUGUGCCUGUUCAGGAGUGAACGAGUGAACAACAAGAGUUUGUAGUAAGAGAGGUUUUUUGCACAUUAGUUUUUCCACUGCUGAGUUAACUGAAGAGGAGUGGAGGGGAUGGAUAGAUGAAGAUCAGAAGCAAACUUUAAAACCUGUUUCUGUAGCAGCUGUUGACGGUCACGGCUGCACUGAUGUGGUUAAAGCUCAAAGAGACUCAGAAGACAAACUGUUUAACUGUACAAGGCUUCUCUAAAAUCUGCAGUGACUGCAGUUUAACAUGAUGGAGAUUGGGUUCCAGAUAACAGUGUGUAAUAAAGACACAUAAUCAUCCUGAAA
Messenger RNA from Notolabrus celidotus (New Zealand spotty), 4346 nucleotides. RefSeq names its product zinc finger protein 729-like. Gene Ontology annotation, biological process: regulation of transcription by RNA polymerase II. Bases 80 to 3982 code for a protein of 1300 amino acids. The transcript has 11 exons. The record is from RefSeq and is a predicted model, not a curated record. Gene Ontology annotation, molecular function: DNA-binding transcription factor activity; RNA polymerase II cis-regulatory region sequence-specific DNA binding. NCBI's taxonomy places the organism in Eukaryota, Metazoa, Chordata, Actinopteri, Labriformes, Labridae.